ACAAAAGCAGCUGCCUAGUUGGCCAGUGCCAGCCAGUGCAGCACACUGCUAUUUACCUUCGCAACGCCCGACACCCUCCGUGUUCUUUCGGGCUUGUGGUUGUCUGUCUUCAAUCCACUUUAAUCACGUCUCGGAUUUUUAACAAUGUGUCACGACGCCAUGUACACAAAAACAAGAUGAAACAUCGAUUGAUUUGAAUGCGGUAAUGUAAAAAGAGUACCAACGAUAUGUUUAAAGAUGGUGAAUCUAUGUGAUGUUUAUACAAAAAUAUAUCUACCAAAAGAUAUUCAAGCAUCUUCCUGAGCGGACAUUAAUUCAUCAAUCGGAGCGUGUUCACAGUGGACGAUGGAAAGUACAUCCCCAGUCAAUAUUGAAUGGUUGGAAAACAAACUGACUGUGUCAAACAAGAUAAAAUCUUUAACGAAUAAGAUUGAACCUCAUUUCGUGUCUGUGAAAGAAGAGGUAAAUUUAUUUGAAGAAAAUUCAUAUUCAAAGCAUUCUGGGCCACGAGCUAAUUUACUUGAAUGCUUGAAAAAGCAUAAAAUUAAUCAAAACACUUUCGCUCUACCGCCAAUACAGAACCAGAACCAAAUUACUGCUACCAAUUCGAGCUUUAAGACAAUGAGUCAGGUUCAUGAAAUUGUGCCAAAUGAUAGGCAAGAAGAUAAUGAAAGGAUAGAUUCUCGAUGUCAAGUUGACAUCAUUGACAUGAGGAGUGAUCAAGUUUUAGACUACAAAUUUAUUCUUGUUUAUGAAGAUCAGGCAUCCAAAUUUGUUAUACUUCGCCCAUUAAGAAGCAAAGAUAUGAAUGCCGUGGUAACAGAAUUGUUUGAUAUCUUAACAAUCAUUGGACCACCUCGAGUUUUACAGAGUGGAAACGGAAGAGAGUUUGCUAGUGAAAUCGUUCAUGAGUUGAGGUCGUUGUGGACGGACCUAUUAAUGGUACAUGGUAAUGUUCAGAUGUCUACCACUAGUACUAAACGAGAUUUUACCAAACUUUUAAAAACCUGGCUUGUACAAAAUCCUGGUAAAACAUGGCACGAUGGGUUGAAGUUUGUUCAAAUAAAUGAAAAUACAACAUUGCAUUGUGAGUCUGAUAAAACUCCUCACGAAUUGUUAUUUCUCAACAAUCGUAAUGGUGCCUUUAAUGUUUCCAUUGGUACAAACCACACUAUGCAAACAAUAUGGUGCGAAGAAGAUUGGCACAAAGUAAUGGAUGAUCAAAAGCGGAGUACAGUAAAUAAUGAUCAUGCAAAAUUACUUGGAGAUCAUUCUAGCCGAAGACACACGAGCCACUGCUUGGUUGUUGAAAACGAUGAAAAUUUUCUCGCAAAGGAUGAUAGCAACGAUCAAAGUAGCAAUACAAUUGAAAAGAGAACCAGACGAUCCUUUGCCAAUUCUGAUAACUCCAGUGGAUUUAAAUUUGUAAAUGUUAAAAAUGGGAGCCCGUUGCACGUUACACAAUUAGAUGACUCACAAUCAGAAACAGAAGCAAGCGUAACUUGUCAUACUAAAUCAAAACAGCGUGAUAAAUAUCAGUUAAAAUGUAAAAUAUGCCAAAAACGAUACAUGAAGUUGGGCCAUCUGAAGAAUCAUAUGAGAUCACAUACAAAAGCAAGUGAUUACGAAUGUACAAUUUGUUGCAAAAAAUAUCGCCUCCUAACGGUUUACGAAAAGCAUAUGCGGCGUUUCCACAAUUCAGAUGAAACUUCAUCAAGCGUCACAGAUGCUGGAGCGAAAGAUCUUGGUAGUGGUACAGAAGAAAAUUUUUACCCAAAAAAAAAACUUCAGGUUGAGGAAACACGUGACAAUACUGCGUCACACGAUCAUAGUAAAGAAGCAAAUAAAGUUGGAAAACGAUCGAGUCGGUCAGUUGGUAAGAAAUUAUCAAAGGAGGUUAGAUCUACCAGGUUGAAUGGCUCACCGUUAUUAGAAUGCAGCUAUUGCCAGCAGAAGUUUGACUUUCCGAGUGUUUUGAAAAGGCAUGUGAGAUCGCAUACUAAUGAACGCCCAUAUGUCUGCAAAGUUUGCAAUAAGAGUUUUAAACAAUUGGGACACCUCAGCCAGCACUCACUGACUCAUACAGAUUAUCGUUCCUUCCAGUGCGCGACAUGUAAUAUAAAAUUUGAAUCAUUGGACAGUUUGAAGAUCCACACGCAAUCGCAUCGAGGUGAUUCCCUGUUGUACAGGCCUAAAGAAGUAUAUCGAUUGUUUGAAUGCGAUAAUUGCAAAAAAGUAUUCACAACCAAAAGCGUUCUGGAGAGGCAUAUAUUUACACAUACUCAUGAACGACAGUUCGGCUGUAAAGUGUGCGGAAAAAGGUUUAAGCAGGCUGGCCACGUUAAGUCACAUAUGUUGGUACAUACAGGGGAGCGAAAGUUCGAGUGUACGGUUUGCUCAAAGAGAUUUAGCCUUUCGAACUCCCUCAAAAAACAUAUGUACAUUCACAAUGGUGAGAAGCCCUAUCAGUGCGACGUUUGUGGUGCUCGUUUUCUGGAAAAACGAAAUUUGAAUGGUCACUUAAUGACUCAUACAAAUGAACGACCCUUUUCCUGCAACAUUUGUGGCAAGAGAUAUACCCUUGCAGACACUCUCAGGCGUCACAUAAGCGCGGCUCACGAGGAUGGGAGGACAUACCAGUGCGAGAUCUGUGCUAAAAUGUUUAAACAGUUGGCGCAUUUGUAUGUACAUAAAAAGGUUCAUACAGAUGAACGGCCUUAUCAAUGUCACCUGUGUGAAAAAAAUUUUAAGCAUAAGAAUGUUUUAAAAUCACACUUGGCGAUACAUGCGAACUUGCGACCCUUUGAAUGCGAUGUUUGUAAGGCCACAUUUGUAAGGAAAACUAAUCUCCAAACUCACAUAGCUUCUGCACACAUGAACGAGCGGCCAUAUGUGUGCACAAUUUGUAACAAACGAUUUAAACAAGUCAGCCACUUGAACGGUCACGUUGUUGUUCAUAGUAAUUCCAUGCCUUACCAGUGUGACUUUUGUGAUCGACGUUGCAACAGGUUGGAUAACUUGAAAAAGCAUAUGCGUCUACACACUAAAACUAAAGAAUAA
Messenger RNA from Neodiprion fabricii, 3060 nucleotides. Its product is annotated as zinc finger protein 888-like. The coding region runs from base 346 to 3060 and encodes 904 amino acids. The record is from RefSeq and is a predicted model, not a curated record. The transcript has 4 exons. NCBI's taxonomy places the organism in Eukaryota, Metazoa, Arthropoda, Insecta, Hymenoptera, Diprionidae. Gene Ontology annotation, molecular function: DNA-binding transcription factor activity, RNA polymerase II-specific; RNA polymerase II cis-regulatory region sequence-specific DNA binding. Gene Ontology annotation, biological process: regulation of DNA-templated transcription; DNA integration.